Chenopodium quinoa (quinoa) is the source of this 7312-nucleotide messenger RNA. RefSeq lists its product as uncharacterized. The record is from RefSeq and is a predicted model, not a curated record. Bases 454 to 6681 code for a protein of 2075 amino acids. The transcript has 2 exons. Lineage: Eukaryota; Viridiplantae; Streptophyta; Magnoliopsida; Caryophyllales; Amaranthaceae.
AGGAUAUUUGGUUUGCUAAAAAGCAGGGGAAUUAAAAGUACCAUUUUUUACAUUUUAAAUUAUCAGCUUAAUUAUGCUUUUUGGUCUCACAGCCACCUUUUUUCUUUUGAUUUAUUGGGAUUUAGAUCUGUAAUUUUGCGCAUUUUUCCACCUUCAAACUAGUCAGUCAAGUUCCCACUUUCUUCCUACUUCCUCUUUUAUCUUCUUGUUUACUAUCAACAUUUCUUUAAGUUGUUUGAUCAUCAUCUUCUACCUAUUCAACUACAUGUAAGUAAACCCACCUAUUUUUUAAUUAUUUGUGCCAAUUUUUUUUGGUGAAUUUUGGACCUUUUUUGAGUUCUGAGUACUGGGAAUUGAUUGAAUUGCUGUAAAUCGAAAUGGGUUUUGUUUAAAUUUUUCUGGGUUUGUAGUUUUAUACAGAUUUGAGCUUGAUUUGUUUGAACAUUUGUUGAGAUGGGUAAUGAUGGGUUAAAAGUUGGUAUUCAAAUCAGGAAAUUUGUGAUCAUAACAAUAAAAUUGUGUUAUAGAUCAGUUUGUAAUCAUCCAUUUGUUGUGGGUUUAUUGUUGUUCUUGUUAUAUUUGCAUAGGUCAUACCCAUUUUUGUUUUCUAUAUUGGUGUCUACUUCUCCUGUACUUGUUGGUACUGCUGUUUUACUUGGAACCCUUUUGAGUUUUGGUGAACAAAAUGUUGUCCCUGAGUGUGAGGAAGAAGAGAAACCGGCUCACGAAGUUGUGCAGUCGAAAACGGGUGGGUUUGAGAGCACCACAGUUGUUGAGGAAGAUGAGUGUUUUGGUAAAGAUAGUAGGUACACUGAAUUGAGCAGAGAGUUUGUAAAGACAACUGAUGAAGAACCUUUGCUAGAUAAUACUGAUAGAUUAGAUAAAUUGGAAAUAGAUCGUGAUGAUGAUGAUGUUGCUUAUAGUACAAUAUCUACUGAUCAUAAUUCGACGGAGGUCAUCUUUGAGAAAGGAUGGAUUGAUGAACCAAAGAGUGAGCAAGGAAAUGCUGAGAUUGAGCAGGCUGUGGACUUGGGUGAUCAAAUGUUCAAGAUGGGAAUCAUAGUCGGUUUUAGUGAUGGCGAAAUUCUGGAAACCAGGUUUUCUUCAGUUGAGAAGGUACAGGGUGAGCAUUUUGAGGAUUAUAUUUCAGCAGAAGGAUCAAUUGAUGCUCAGAUGGGGGAAUAUUUAGUGUCUUCCUUGGAAUCGCAGAAACAAUUGAAUGAAGUUCUAGCUGAUAGUAUAUUAUCAGCUAAGGAAGUUCAACAUGAGAAUUUUGAGGAUUAUAAGUCUGCAGAAGGAUCAGUUGAUGUUCAGUUAGGGGAUCAAUUAGAACCUUCACUGGCAUCAUGGAAACAGUUUGAUUCUCUUGAUGAUCGGUUAUCCACUGCUCUAGAAGUUCAAGAGAAGAGAUUUGAGGGUUAUAAUAUAGCAGAAGGAUCAUCAGAGGCUCAAUUGAGAGAUUAUUUAGAAUCAUCUAUGAGAUCAUGGAGACAAAUGGGUUCUGAUCAUGAUGAACAUGGUGAGUCUGAUUCUGGGUCUGAUGGAGCAGAGAGUUCCUCUCCAGAUGCUUCAAUGGCGGACAUUAUCCCUAUGCUUGAUGAACUUGAUCCACUUCUAGACGAUGAAAUUUUACAGGCUAGUAACCUAUCCCAUCAAAGCUCUGCUGCAACGAUGGAUGAGUCUGUGGUUUCGCCAGAUAGCAGCAUUCAUUCUGAUGAUGAAAGUGAUCAUAAGGAUCACAAAGCUGAUGAAGGUAAAAGUGAUAAUGAUGAUGACAACGAAGAGGAAACUCAAGUUGGUAAAGAAGAUUCUGCAAAGUCUGCGAUCACGUGGACAGAAGAUGACCAGAAGAAUCUUAUGGAUCUAGGGACAUCUGAAUUAGAAAGGAACCAGCGCCUGGAGAGCCUUAUUGCUAGGAGAAGAGCAAGAAAGAUAACAGGAGAUAGGAAUUUGAUUGACUUGGAUGGGAUGGAUCUACCUUUUCCAGUUGCACCUAUUUCAACGAGAAGAAACAAUCCUUUUGAUCUACCUCAGGACAACUCUUAUGCUGACUUGGGGCUACCACCAAUUCCUGGCUCUGCACCAUCUAUUAUGCUGUCUAGGCGAAAUCCUUUUGAUCUUCCUUAUGACUCUAGUGAAGAAAAGCCUGAUCUAUCAAAAGAUACUUUCCAGCAGGAAUUUACUGAAGUUACUCAGAGGGAGGCAUUAUUUCGAAGAAACGAGACAUUCAAUAUGGGAUCUACUGGUUUUGAUUUAGGAAGACCUAGUAGAUUUAGACCUUAUUUUGUGCCAGAAAGGACAGAUUCUGAUAUGAUGAGCUAUUCUUCUCUUUCAAGACAGGUAAGUGAGCUUAGCGAGUCCAAGGCAAGUUCUGUUUCUGAAACGGAGUCAACUUCUGCAGGAGCAGACCAGGAAGAAAAGAAGCUAAUAGAACACGACUCUGCUCAAGAAGUUGAACCCAGCUCUGAGGUUGAUUAUGCUUCGGUCCUUGUUGAACAUGGAAGUCAGUCUUCUGCAGAUUUGGAUUCAUUGUUAGGUGAAGAACAGGAGAAGAAAGAUUUUGUUCCCCGUGAGCUUGAAGUUGAGCUAGGUAGGGAAAGGUCUUCUCCUACUGUUGAUUCUGAUGUGAUGGGAUAUCCUUCUCUUCAAAGACAACUAAGUGAAUAUAGUGAGUCCAAAGAAAGUACUGCUGCUGAAAAAGAAUCAACUUCUGCAGGAGCAGACCUUGAAGAAAAGAUAAUGGAAUACAACUCUGCUCAAGAAGUUGAAGCCCGUUUUGAGAUUGAUCAUGCUUCUGCCCUUUUGGAGCAUGGAAGCCAAUCUUCUGAAGAUUUGGAUUCAUUGUCAGAUGAUGAAAUAGAUCGGAAAGAUUUUGUUCUCAGUGUGCUUGAAGUUGAGUUGGGUAGGGCAAAGUCUUCUUCUGCUGCAGCUUCCUACACAUCUGAAACUAUCGAAUCAGCUGAUAAUAGAAUUGAUUACAGGGAAAUUAGUCCUGCAGUAGAUCCGUUGCUAUCUCAUAGCAAAGUUAGCCAUAGUGACAUCCAACCAGUGACAGAAUUAAUCGAAGUGAAUCACAAUAUUACCUCUCGCCCAUUAUCUGUAUCAAAAGUUUUUAAUGACGGGACGAUGGAAGAUGUUGACAGAGGUUUGGCAAACAAGGAGAAACGCCAACUCAACAAUCUUUUUAAUGUUCACAUUUCAGAGAAGUGUUCACUAGAGCCCUCAUCGUCAGGUGUAACAUCUGGGUUGUCACUAGAGACAUCAGAAUACAGUCAUGCAGCUGAGGUGGAUGAUAAUCAUCCAAGGGAACCCAUUUAUGACUUCAGCCCACUCAAGAAGAACCAUUCCUUGUCCUCCUCUUCUUCGGAUAUGCAGAGAGAGACAUCAGGGAUUGAUUUAUACCAUUUAUCAAGUGAUUUAUUUGUGGUUGAUGAAACAAACGUUCACAAUCAAGAUGUAGAGUUCAUUUCCCAGCAAACUAAAAAAGAUGCAGAUGGAGAUGACUUGACAAUGAACGAUAUUGGUGAACAAAGUGGAGUUUACGGCACUGACUUCUCAGAGUUUAAUCAACUCCCCAGUAAUUCACUAACAUCUGUAGUGGCAGAAGGUGAGGUUCAUUUGGCGAAGGACAAAAUAUCAGGUGAUGAAGUUGCUCCUCAUGAAGUAGAGAAUUUUUUUGCACAGAAAGAUGGUUCUGAAAUACAUAUUGAAAACAAGCUAGAUGAUAUGCCUUCUGCUGAUAGACACAAGUUUGCAGAAGAUUCUAUCUUAGCUCAAGAGAAAAAAGAAGUUACUACAUUGGCAGACAAUUAUUCGCCUGUCCACUCCACAUUGUCUUCUUCACAGGUCGAGUCAAAGGAUGAAAAUCAGGAGGAAGUGAAUAUAAGCCAGCAGUUUCAGGUGUCCUAUUCCAGUUUGAAAAGUCGUGAAAACGAUGGGAAUGAAACGCUGGAAUUUUCACUGGAUGAAAAUCAUUUCUUUCCACAUAAUUCUGACAUCAGCGACCCCUGGGCUGAUUCCGCUGAUCAGGAACGAUCCGUCAUUCUAAGAAAGCUUGAGGUUGAUCAGGCAAACAAAAUUGAUGACCCUGCUAAUGUUCUCUUGGUUAAAGAGCCUCAACACGAGAUAUCUUCUGAUCCAAGUCAAAGCAAUGUAUCUUCUUCCCAGCCUGAGGAUUCUGAAACAACAGUUGCAGAAUUAUCAUUUAAGAAGCAUGUUCAAGAUUUACCUGGCACUGGACUUACAUAUACGGUAGAGGAAAACCAUGAGGUCUUUGAAGGAUAUGAAGAACCAAUAGCUGAUGAGCAUAUCACAUAUGCAAAGAAAAACGAUGUCAAUGAGAUGGAUGAUGAGUUGCUUUCUGAGCUGGAUGCAGUUGGUGACUUCGGAGUGUCAAACACUGUAUCAAUCUUGGAGAAUAGUAUGAUAGAUCUCAAUGCAGCAAUUGACUCUAAUUUACCUGUAGAAGCUUUUGAUGAAGUAUAUACAAGUACUGAAAUGCCAAUUGGCCAUGAAACAUUGCUUGGAGAUAGCACUCAUGUAGAAAUCAAUCCUUCCAGGAUUAAGGAAUCAAACUUAGAUUCACAGACAGUUAAUUUAAAUACUGAUUUGCUAAACCUGGAAGCUCACUCUGUUGAGGAUACCGAUGCUGUAUUUGCGAAAGCGAGUGACGAAGUUCACAAGUCUGUGGUUGCUGAGUCUGUCCAGGCUGAAUUCAUGGGAGAGGUGGAUGGUCUUUUUCCAGAAACUGAUCUAUUGUUAGGAGAUACAGAACCACGGGGAAGUACUUCUGAAGUAGUAACAAACACUGCUGAUAAUGCCUUUAAUAGCAGGGAAUCAGUUUCAGAAAGAAUUGAAUCUGACCUUGCUUUUCUGGAGGGCCAUGAUCUGGAUCCUCACUGGAAUGAAACUAUUUCAGGACUGCCAAUCGUGGAUGCUAAGAUUAUCAAACAAUCUGCUGCAGAUGUUGAGAAAGUUGAAGAAGAAAUCAUUGAUAAAUCUGAUUAUGUUGAAGCUUUACCAAAAGUAAGUGAAACAGGAGUUGAUUCUCUGGAAUCCAUGCCAUUGCAAAUACAUAGAGACAUUAAAGAGAUAGAUGACUCAUCUGUUAUUGAGGCAAGUACUGCACCAGAUCUUGAGCCUAUAGAUCAAACAGAAAGUAUUGGUUCUAUGGAAUCUGAGUCAUCAUUAAUAGAUAGAGACAUCAAAGAGAUACAAGAACCAUUAGUACUUGAUGAAAGUGAUUCACUUGUUCAUGAGUUUGAGGAUAAGGCACCAGAGAUGCAUGUUCUUGGAGCUAGUAUUGCACCUGCAGUUAAAUCUGAAAUUCAAACUGACAGAAAAACACAUGAGCCAUUGCUACUGGGGAAAGAAGAUAAAGAGUUAAAAGAAUCACUUCUUGUUGGAGUUAGUGUCGGAUCUGCUCUUGACACUGAAGAUCAAAUGGAAAAGUUUAAUUCCACAAGAUCUGAGUCAUUGCAUAUAGAUGAAGAGGUAGAAGAGACAGAGGAAUUGCUGGCUCAUGAAGGAAGUAUCGCUCCUGCUUCUGAGUCUGACGAUCAGAGAGAUAAAAUUAGUUCAUCUGAGCCAUUGCAGUUGGAUAGGGAUAUUGUACAAGAAUCUCCUGCUGUUGAAGCAAAUAUUCCAUCUGGUCUUCAGCCUGAAGAGAGGGAAGUGGUUGGUUAUAAGGAAUCUGAGCCAUUGCAGUUGCAUAGAGAUAUUCAUGAGGUACAAGAAUCUCCUGCUGUUGAAGAAAGUAUUCCAUCUGCUCUUCAACCUGAAGAGACGGAAGUGGUUGAGGAGUCCGAGCCAUUGCAGUUGGAUAGAGACAUUCAUGAGGUACAAGAAUUUCCUGCUGUUGAAGAAAGAAUUCCAUCUGCUCUUCAUCCUGAAGAAAGGGAAGUGGUUGGUUCCGAGGAAUCUGAGCCAUUGCACUUGGAUAGAGACAUUCAGGAGGUACAAGAAUCUCCUGCUAUUGAAGCAAGUAUUCCAUCUGCUCUCCAGCCUGAAGAAAGGGAAGUGGUUGGUUCCGACAAUUCUGAGCCACUGCAAAGCGACAAUAUUGCGGAAGAAUUACGCGAUUGGCAUGUUGUUGAAGGAAUAGCUCCUAUGGAAUCCAAGCCAAUUCAAACAGAAACAGAUAUUAAAGAUGUGCCAGAGUCUCCUACUGCACAAGCCAGUUUUUUUGUUCCCGAGUCUUCUGAUCAAAUACUUACAGUUGAUUCUGGGGAAUCUAGACUGUUACUGAUUAAUAGAAAUGUUGGGGAGUUGCAAGAAUUACCUGCUGUUGAAGAAAAAAUUGCACCUGAAAAUGAGUCAGGUCAACUAGAAAAGGUCAGCUUUGUGGAAUCUGAAUCAUUGCAAAUGGAUGGUGAUUUUGAAGAGAUUCAAGAGCCUCCUUUUCUACACAACAAUUGUGCAUCUGCUGUUCAGUUCAAAGAUCAAAUGGAAAUCAAUUCACCGAUGGAAGUUGUUGAGGUUCAGGCUUUGCAGGAUCAUCACCCAGUUUCUCAGCAGGAACGUGAAGUUGAUUUGUCAAAUAUGGAUGAUUCAAGAGGGCUCAUUGUUGACUCAUCAACCACUGACAUUCAAUCAAUCAAAAAUGAAGUCGGUGGUCAAGGACAUGACAAGAAUGCUGCUGAAAACUUUUCUUCGCAAGUUGAAGAGGAAAAAUCCAGCUAGUCUCAUAAUUCAAGCUCCUCCAGCUUCUAGUUCAAGUGAUUCUGUUGAAGAUUAAUAUUGUACGAGGUGCGUUCGGUGAGUGUGGCUAUAACCAACAUUUUGCUUCCAAAUAUAAUUUUGAAUGCCUACAAUUUUCUAAGAGCCUAUUUGGCUGGUUAUUAGUGUUUGUUUAAGUUAAUUUGGGCGGCUUCGUUUUUGGUGAGUAGCAGGUUCAUUGUUAUCCCUGCUUUGUUGUAGCUGGGUUUUUUGUGAUAUUCUUUUCGUUUGUGGAAAGAUUGAGGUUUUCUUUGAUGCUUGUGACUCGUAGUUCCUUAACUGUGGGUGAGGCAUCAAACAUUGUGCUGUGUUUUAGAUGUUGUAAAUUAUAUACAUAUAUGUCACUAGUCUGUGACCAUUGCAUUCUUCGGGAUUUGAGAGGGGUAUCUUCAGUAUGGAGCUGAAAAUUGUGCUUUGGCUUCGUGUAUAGAGAGUUCCUGUUGAGACUUGCAAGGCUAAAUUUGUAAGCCUUCUGUUUUGUAGUGUACUGUGUACAUUGUUUUUUUUGGAAUGAGUACUAGUUUUGAUGUGUACCAUGAAAAUUACUACUGACAUCUGAUAUCUGACAUCUUUAUCGUAUUUUGAUUGUUUACUA